GCUAGUUCAGAGAUUAGAGUCACGAUCGUUAUAAAGCCGCGUUCUUGAUCGUAAAUAAGGUGGAUCACAUUCGAAGCUGCACUGCUAUUUAUCGACGUCUCAAUCACCACAAGGAACACACCGGUGUGGUGGGCAAGACUUUGCUCAGCCUUCGCAAAGCCACCACAUCCAACACAAAAUGCGCAAUCGGGAUUGGUAAGGCUCAAGUUGCAGGAGGGCGCGCAUGUCGGCGACAGUUCCGUUCCUAGCGAUCGAGGUUAGCAAACGUAGGGGCAAAGCGCGAAUAACUAUAACAUUAUACUGUACCGACACCAUCAUCUCUCUUCGGGAGGUGGUGAGAUCAAGGGGCACGCCCAAUUUCUCAACGGCCCUAAACCGCAUUCGGCCAGUUCACCUCCGCGACCCUCCGCAACCCAAACUUUCUCCUGGCAGGCACCAACAAAAACCAGCACCAUGGAUCUCAACGAAGCGCAAGUGAGGGUCUUGAGCCUAAUCCACGAUGCGAACGAGAAAUUCCACAAGAUCCCCGGCUCCGCAAUUAUUCUGCGGUACAUCAAGAGCAGCUACCAGAAUGACCCUGUAAGGAGUGUCUUCGAGCUAUUCCUGUUUUUGUUCGCGGUGCACUAUGUGCUCGCGCCGGCGUACUCGACGCAGAAGAACAAGGAGGUUUCUCUGACCGAGGAGGAAAUCGACGAGCUGAUUGAUGACUGGACUCCUGAACCGCUUGUCGCGCCGCUGACACCGGAGGAGGAGAUGGAGAACGAGAAGCGGCCGGUCAUUGUUGGCCCGACGGGUCCCAAGUCGAAACUUUCCAACGGUCGCACGGUCACCAAUCUCGCAUCCUACAACUUCCACAACUUCGUCGCGAAUGAAACAUUGAAGGAGAAGGCUAUACAGGCGCUAAGGACAUAUGGCGUAGGCCCAUGCGGUCCUCCAGGCUUCUACGGAACUCAGGACGUGCACAUGAAGGCCGAGGCGAACAUAGCGGCGCAUUUGGGCACGGCGGCCUGCAUCGUCUAUGCGCAGUCAUUCUCGACGAUUUCGAGCGUUAUCCCGUCCUUCUCCAAACGCGGAGAUAUCAUUGUUGCGGACAAGGCUGUCAAUUUUGCGAUUCGUAAGGGAAUUCAGAUUUCAAGAAGCACGGUCAGGUGGUUUGAACACAAUGAUAUGGAGGACUUGGAAAGGGUCUUGAAGCGGGUUGUAAAGGAGCAGGCCAAGAAGCCUCUGACUAGGCGCUUCAUUAUUACGGAGGCAUUGUUCGAGAACGUGGGCGAUAUUGUGGACUUGCCCAAGCUGAUUGAAUUGAAGCUCAAGUACAAGUUCCGCCUCAUUCUCGACGAGACCUGGUCGUAUGGUGUCCUGGGCAGGACCGGCCGCGGCCUCACGGAGGCGCAGAACGUGGACGCCACGAACGUGGACAUGAUCAUCGGGUCGCUAUCCGGACCGCUCUGUGCCGCUGGAGGCUUCUGUGCAGGGAAUGAGGAGGUCGUCGAGCAUCAGCGCAUCUCGUCGUCUUCUUAUACAUUCUCGGCCGCUCUUCCCGCUCUCCUUGCUACUACCGCCAGCGAGACGAUACAGAUGCUGCAAGACCAGCCCGAGAUUCUUACCUCUUUAAGGGAGAGUAUCAAAGUAAUGCGAGCGCAGCUGGACCCAAGGAGCGAUUGGGUGAUGUGCACGAGCUCCCCAGAGAAUCCCAUUAUGCUUCUCGUGUGGAAGCCAGAGGUUGUAGCAUCGAAGAACCUCAGUGUUGCAGACCAGAAUCAGCUGUUCCAGGACGUAGUGGACGAGUGCAUCGCCAACGGCGUCCUCAUUACCAGACUGAAGGCCAUGCCCAAGGCCAUCGGUGCGUCCGCUAACGAAAAGGAAUGGCAACCUACGCCUGCACUGAAAGUAUGUGUUACAUCUGGUCUCACGAAGAAGGAAACCGAGAAGGCGGGUGUCAUCAUUCGCCAUGCCAUCACGAAGAUCAUCACGCGAAGGAAGUAAUUGGUAUGUAUUAUAAGAAGGAGAGGGGAGACGAGACGGGGCGUACGAAGUAAUUAUUGGGCUUAUGACUGGGAUAUUGCAUAGCGGAGCGGGCGUUCUG
Molecule: messenger RNA, 2086 nt
Organism: Westerdykella ornata
Lineage: Eukaryota; Fungi; Ascomycota; Dothideomycetes; Pleosporales; Sporormiaceae
Product: aminotransferase class I and II
Exons: 5
Coding region: 454-1986 (510 amino acids)
Biological process (GO): ceramide biosynthetic process; sphingosine biosynthetic process
Cellular component (GO): endoplasmic reticulum
Molecular function (GO): serine C-palmitoyltransferase activity; pyridoxal phosphate binding
Source: RefSeq, a predicted model, not a curated record